UCUCUCUCUCUCUCUCUCAAAAAUAAAUAUUUAAAAAUUUUUUUAAAUAAAUAAAAAUUAGGCAUAGGAAAUGUGGAGAAAGCAAGGAAAUUUCCGGAAAUCAUAGAUCACAACUCCAGAUCUUGAUAACCAAUUUGUCUUUUGGCCUGGAGGGCACAGAUCAUACCCAUCUGUUACAUAAAGUGACUUUUCAAUGUGUGCACAGGUAGACAUGGUUCACACACACACACACACACACACACACACACACACACACACACUUUAAACCCAGUACACACCUCACCCCUCCACCAUCUGAGCACAGCAAGACCAUAAAAAGCGUUGAAAAGACUGCUAACUACAGGGAACAUUUUUAUGAUGGUGGCACAAACAAAUAAAUGGCAUUUAAUGAGAUGUAAUAUGAAUUUUAAGAGGAUACAUAAACAAUUUCCAGUGCCCAGGAUCAAAAUGUGUGGGAAUAUUGUUUUCGUUAUUUGUAAUGAGUUGUACCUAUAAUUACUGAGGGGCCACAUUUUCUCCAUCUUUCCAAAGUCUGCCAAACGGACAGCGCUUCCUAAGAAGAUUUUAUUCUGGACCAAACAUUUUAUCCUAUUGGCAUAUGGAAAUAGUGUCCUUUUUUAGUAACCUGAAGUUAUGCCUCUUUUAUGAAGCAUAAAACUCUUCCUCAGCAAACAAACAACCCUGAUGAGUGUUCAUAUGACAACUGCCACCAACAGUGAUAAGGAAAACAUCCGGUCUGUUCCGUAAAUACCCAUUUGGGGGACUGUAUAAAAGUCUCAGGAGGGAAGGAGACCUCGGCAGCCAGUCAGCCGGAGUUUUGCAACUAGUCUUGGUUCUCCGUUCGAUAGGAUGCCUUCGGACUGCUCCCCUUCGUGCUGCUCCUCUGAAUCCUGUGCCACAGCUUCCGACUGUGUGUUCGCUUCACCCUGUUCCAUGGAAACCACUCACCUCCCCAGCGCCCAAGCCACCUCCAGAGGCCAGACCCCUAGCUUCCUAUCUGGGUCUCGCUUGGCAACCGGCUGUGUCACACCGUGCUACUUGGCUGGGAAUUGUCACAUUCCGUGCUUGGUGGGGAGCGGUGCUUGGUGUGAGGAUGGGAUGUUCAACAGCAACGAGAAGGAGACGAUGCAGUUCCUGAACGACAGACUCGCCAACUACCUGGAGAAGGUGCGAGGCCUGGAGGAGAUGAACGCGGAGCUGGAGUGCAGGAUCCGAGAACAGUGUGAAGGGGAGGUCCCCCUGGUGUGCCCCGAUUAUCAGUGUUACUUCGACACCAUUGAAGAUCUCCAGCAAAAGAUCUUGUGCACAAAGGCAGAGAGUUCUAGACUUGCUGUUCAGCUUGACAACUGCAAACUGGCUGCCGAUGACUUUAGGUCAAAGUACGAGUCUGAACUGUCUCUUCGCCAGCUGCUGGAGACGGACAUUGGCGGCCUGCGUGGGAUCCUGGGUGAGUUGACUCUGUGCAAAGCCGAUCUGGAGGCCCACGUGGAGUCUCUGAAGGACGAUCUCCUUUGCCUUAAGAAAAACCACGAAGAGGAGGUCAACUUGCUUCGCGGACAGCUGGGUGACCGACUCAGCGUGGAGCUGGACACUGCCCCCACCGUCGACCUCAACAGGGUCCUGGAUGAGAUGCGCUGUCAGUAUGAAACGGUGCUCGCCAACAACCGCAGAGACGUGGAAGAAUGGUUCGCUGUUCAGACAGAGGAGCUGAAUCAACAGCAGCUGUGCAGCACGGAGCAGCUGCAGGACUGCCAGACAGAGAUCCUGGAACUGAAACGCACAGCCAACGCUCUGGAAAUUGAGCUCCAAGCACAGCAAAGCCUGACAGAAUCUCUGGAAUGCACUGUGGCGGAGACUGAGGCCCAGUAUGGCGCGCAGCUGGCCCAGAUGCAGUGCCUGAUCGAUAACGUGGAGAACCAGCUGGCGGAGAUCCGCUGUGACCUGGAGCGGCAGAACCAGGAGUACGAGGUGCUGCUGGACACAAAGGCCCGGCUGGAGUGUGAGAUCAACACGUACCGGGGUCUCCUUGAGAGUGAGGACAGCAGGCUUCCCUGUCACCCAUGUUCUACCACAAGCACGUCAGACAACACUUGUGAGCCAUACUCCGCGUAUGUGGUUUGCACGCUCGAAAACUGCUGUGUGUGAAUGCUAAACCCCCAGCGCGGCGGAUGGAGGCUUCAAAGCCAGCAGUGUCCUGGAAAGGAGAUGGGGGCUUCAGUCAGAGACAUCCAAACUUGAAAGUCAAGAAGGGUUUUCCAUCCUGGGGAACCUGGGUGGCUCAGCCGGUUGAGUGUCCCACUCUUGGUUUUGGCUCAGGUCAUGAUCCCAGGGUCGUGGCAUUGAGCCCAAGUCAAGCUCUGCACUGAGCGUGGAGCCUG
Felis catus (domestic cat) is the source of this 2378-nucleotide messenger RNA. It is a transcript of the gene KRT40, whose product is annotated as keratin 40. Gene Ontology annotation, molecular function: structural molecule activity. NCBI's taxonomy places the organism in Eukaryota, Metazoa, Chordata, Mammalia, Carnivora, Felidae. The record is from RefSeq and is a predicted model, not a curated record. The transcript is spliced from 7 exons. The coding region runs from base 850 to 2145 and encodes 431 amino acids.